UGAUAUGGUGAUUUAGCUUGUGACUGCUCUAGGUCACCCUCUCACACUGUGUCACACACCACCUUCAAUGACUACAAGUCAUUAUUUUAAGUAGGAAGGCCCGUUCCGGUUUUCAUAAAACAGCUUGAAGAACUCGCACGGCUUAGAACCUCGAGGCGGAAUUUGCAGCCGAAUGAUCAUCAAGCGUUUCAAUCUCCUGGUGUUCCUCAGCGCCAUUUUCUUCUUAUAACCGGCUCUCUUCGCACACCUCAUUUCCCUUUCAGUCUCCCCCUCAUCGUAGCUCUGUCGUCCAUCGGUCAUAUGAAUGGCAGGUAACAUAUCCCAGUUCUACGUUGAGGACGAUUCGCCGGAGAUCGUCUACUACCCAUUCGUAGACACAAGCCUCAGUCCCAAUGCUUCUGCAGGCUGGGAGCAGUUCUAUUCGGUUUCAGGUGCUGCUUCUUCUCCAGGUCAGGUUGGUGUAGGAUAUAGUACACAUUGUACCAAUCUCAAUGAGGCAAGCUUCAUGAUUAAAUGGAACGGCACUGGUAUUGAUCUCCUGGGCAAUGCUCACAAUGCAUCCUAUCAAAUAACCUUAGACGGAAUUAACACCUCUCCCAAUACAUCUGACCCGGAAUCCAUCCUUGCAUCCUUGCACGAUUUAACCAACACAAAUCAUACAGUGUUGUUGACGACUCUCACGAAUCAAACGACUCCGGACUCAUAUAUACUUCUCGACAAGGCUCUCGUCACCUAUACUGCCCCCCCUGGCAUCAUCAACUCGACGGCUAACUCAACGACCAUUGAUGACGAUAACGACAUCGCAUUCGUUGGCAGAUGGAGUUAUGUCACUGACAGCACGGGAAAUUCUAUGCAUGUGUCCAACACCGCCGGUGACCAUGCUCAGACCACAUUCAUAGGAUCGGCCUUAACUGUCUACGGCCUUGUGUCUUCGUAUUCUGGAAAUUAUUCCGUCACAAUCGAUAACAUCACCACUAGCUUCUCCGCUCUAUCCUCAUAUAAUAAUUCAAAUGCGUUGUUAUAUUUCGCUACGGAACUGUCUCAAGAUACCUCUCAUACAGUUGUCUUCACCAACACUCAGAACACAACAUUUGCUAUGAGAGUUGGUGGGAUGAACGUCACCGCCUUCGGCAAUGCCACUACAAGUACCACCGUCUUAUCCUCAUCGAGCAGCUCGACUUAUGCCGGGACCAUUGCCGCCAUUGUACUCGGUGCUGUUUUGGUGGUCCUCAUAGCGUGUAUCCUCAUGUACUGGGUAUUUGUUGUUCGCCCGCGUGCUCGUAGGAGGCAGAAAUCAAGCCACUCACACACCAGGAAAACGGUGGACCCGGGACGUGUCAUUGACAUCAGCCCUCCAUGCGAAGAAGAGACCGAAGUGGCAAGCUUGAGUACCAGCAAAGGGUACGGAUUCGGACUCGGCCUGCAACGCACCUUCCCCUUCGUCCGCAAAACGAAAAAUGGGGGCAGCAGCAGCGGUCACGUUGACAACACACGCUCGCGUUCCGUCUCCCACGUUGCAAUUCCGCCUGAGGAGCGAGGCGACGACAAACGCUUAUCGACCAACACCCUCACCGUAGAAUUUACUGCCUUGGGCUUUCCACCGGAAUCUGAGAAACUAGCGCCAGGUUGGACUAAUCCUAUCGCACGCACGUCGUUUGGAUCUAUGGGAAAAGGACACACACGAGUAGGAAGCCACAGAUUGGCGCUUCCGGAACUGUAUGUGGAAGAGGUGGGAGCAGAGGAUGCGUAUGAUGAUGACGAUGCGGAUGCCAAGACCCUCACGUCACGGCAAGAUGAAACACUUGCAGCGACACUUUCCCUUAGCCCGCGGACGUCGGAAGCGCCAGGCCUCUUCGUUUCCGCUGUGCGCUCAAUUGCGGGGAUUGAGGGUGCCGUAACAGAGAAUGAUAGUAGGGAGUCCUCCGUACCGUCUCGGCCUGGCUCACGGUUUCUGGAAGUGAGAGAGACCAGCCCGUUCAGGGUAGACGUGGGAGCUCUUCUCGGCCAGCUCAGGGGACGUCAGGACUCACGACGGACGAGUGGGAGCGGAAGUAGCAGUUGGUCUCGGGUUUGUGCCAGGCUCUACCGAAGAGCUCACAGAGACGACGGGAAGCAGAGCAUUCACGAGGACAAGUCUGAGAACCCCAGCCCUGAGUCGGUCCCGGUCGUUAUGCUCCAAUCAGGAUCGGGAUCAGAGCCUCCCCCAAGCUGAAGACGCGCCUGCCUCAGGCACUUACUCCUUCCUCGACUUCACCUCGUCGCAUUCAUCAUUACGUCGGCAAUCAAAGACCACCACGCUAAGCUCAGCUGCAGCCGA
This is a messenger RNA of Suillus subaureus, 2317 nucleotides long. RefSeq lists its product as uncharacterized. The record is from RefSeq and is a predicted model, not a curated record. Bases 305 to 2212 code for a protein of 635 amino acids. The transcript is spliced from 5 exons. Lineage: Eukaryota; Fungi; Basidiomycota; Agaricomycetes; Boletales; Suillaceae.